GCGUCCGGCCAAAGGGUCAUUUUCCUUUCUUGUUUCAAAGAUGGCGGACACUACAGUGGAAGCUAAACCUGCAGACGAAUCGCCAGGUGAUAAGGAUUCGUUUAAAAUACACAUCCUGGAACAAGCUUUGGUAAGCUGCAGCGAGAAAGGCCUCCACAUUGAUGAGUACAUCACAGCUUACGAGGAGCUGUGUAUCUUCUUCAAUUUGUUGGGUUCUGUUUUUGGCUUCAUUACCUCGGACGUGAAGGAGAAAAUCGAAAUACUACGCAAGUUUAGGAAUGGACACAACGAAAGAGAUAAAUAUGAACGCGUUGAGAGGAUGAUGGAGCACGAAAUUGAAGUUAACAAGAAAACAGAUGAAGUGUUACUUGGCUCCAGGACUUUGCUACGUUUGCACAGAGCUCUGUCCUUUACAAUGUUAUUUAUGGAGAACCUGUCGGAAAGUUCUAACUGCGAGAAAGCGUCCUCGAUCGCCUCAAGUGCCUACACGCGUAGUCUUGCAAAGUAUCAUCCUUGGCUGAUCAGAAAAGCAGCCACACUAGCUAUGUAUACCUUGCCUUCGCGUGGAGAUAUGUUAAUCCUUGUUGCGAAUAGUACUGGCGAAGAAAAAGUUCAGAAAAUGUUGAAAAGCUGUGUUGAAGCCAUUCGCCGUGUAUACGAUGCAGUUGAAGCGUUGUAUACAAAGUAUGAUCUGCACGGGCUUCCUUAAAGUUGUCAAGUACUUUUAUCUAGUUGUUGACAAUUACACAGAAAUCUUUUUGAGAAUUAUCUACUGGCAAAAUGCUGCUUUGUUGAGGCAUACUUUCAUUAUGAUAUGACAUUUUUGAGAAUUUUUGCAGCAAUCAAGGGGCAUAUAAAUAUUAGUUACCCUAUUUUUAAUGGAGUAAGCAAUACUAAACAAAGUUCUUCAUAGAAGUGUUGUUAAAAUAUUCAGUGAACUUCAAGACUACCUUCUUUCCAGUCGGCAGAGUAUGGCAGAUGUAUGCAUAAGGUCAGUAUAGUUCUGGAAGCCAAAAAUUGCAAUUGCACACUGAAUUUACUAAAGAAUUUACUAAAGCAUACUAAAGCAUUACAGAUACUAAAAGGAGGUUUGCAUCUGGGAAAAUGUUGACAACAUGACUAUGCACGGCCAGGAUCUUGUCAAGAACUGCCAUACUUUGCAGACUGGCCUUCUUUCUCAACAAGAAACACUUGUAAAUUUCAAUAGAGAUGUUAUAAUCUGCAUAUAUAAAUUAAAAAUAAAAGUUUUUGAAUUCGUAAUUAUAAAUUGCGUUAAUGUAUCUAGGCUUCUAAGAGUAGACUUUGCUGAAAAAAGUUUUGCUUGUUGAAUUUCUUCACAUAUCAAAUCACAUACCUCUGAUAGUUAAAAUGUUCACUCGGAGCGAGAUUCUAUUAUAUGUAAACUCUGCAUGUGAAUUAUGAAUUCUUUAUGGCAUUAAUUUUUUAUGCAUUCUGUCACCUAAGCAAUGGAUCACACAAACAGAACUCUUCUAGUUUAUUAAUCUUGGCAACAAUUCUAAACUUGGCUUUGGUAACCUUUUUUAGAAAUAACUAAAAAUUACUGCCAAAGUAUUUUUUGUUAGUAGCCUCAAACACAGACUAGCAGAAAUACCUAUACAGACAUGUAAGUUUUUGAAUGUUGAAAUUUAGGUCACAGAAACAUUCAUAGAACCUAUCACCUUCUAUAUUGAGGCCUUUCCAUUAAUUAAAAUAUGUCCUUGGUUCAAAUGUUAGUAUAAAAUCUGUGAUUUAUUGAUAGUCAUUGUUUUCAGAUAGUCUUUGUGUUCAAUUGCUAUUUUUUUCCUACAAAGGCACUGGAAAACUUUUUCUCGCACUUGACUUUUUCAACAUCCUCCCCAGGUUAUUUAGUAAAAAUUUUGAACCAUAUUUGUGUGAUCAGAGAAGUAACAAUCAUUUCCCAGAUAAUAAAGGAAAACUGUAAAAUACUGUACUGCACGUGCUACUGUCAGGUAGCAUGACAGUGACACCAAGAGUCAUCACAUUGUAAAAAGCAAAUUUUUGGGCACAGUUUUUGUAAAUAUUUAUAGCAAAGCAAUCUAAAGGAUGGCUAAAUUUCGAAUUAAAAAACGAUUUUGUAAGUAAAGAACUUUUAAGUAAAACUUUCAAGCUAUCAGAAAGAGAUGUAAACAACCUAAUGAAUUUUAAGGUUAUCCUCUUUUUUCGUUAUCCCCAGUAAAAUUUAUCUUUACAGUUUUUAGCUUUCAUGAAUAGCCAAAGGUGGCCAGAGCAUCAAAACAUAUUUUUGAUGGAGACCUUUUUAAAAUAAUGAUUAAAAAAGUAAUAUUUGUUUUUUAAUGAUUGGUUUUGGAAAUAUUCCCUAAAAAAAUAAAGUUUGUUUCAUUUUUCA
Rhopilema esculentum is the source of this 2368-nucleotide messenger RNA. RefSeq names its product ceramide-1-phosphate transfer protein. Gene Ontology annotation, cellular component: cytoplasm; cytosol; membrane. Lineage: Eukaryota; Metazoa; Cnidaria; Scyphozoa; Rhizostomeae; Rhizostomatidae. Gene Ontology annotation, molecular function: ceramide 1-phosphate binding; ceramide 1-phosphate transfer activity. The record is from RefSeq and is a predicted model, not a curated record. Gene Ontology annotation, biological process: intermembrane lipid transfer; ceramide transport.